Panicum virgatum (switchgrass) is the source of this 2507-nucleotide messenger RNA. RefSeq names its product dehydrodolichyl diphosphate synthase complex subunit NUS1-like. The record is from RefSeq and is a predicted model, not a curated record. The transcript has 6 exons. The coding region runs from base 992 to 1867 and encodes 291 amino acids. Gene Ontology annotation, molecular function: ditrans,polycis-polyprenyl diphosphate synthase [(2E,6E)-farnesyl diphosphate specific] activity. Lineage: Eukaryota; Viridiplantae; Streptophyta; Magnoliopsida; Poales; Poaceae. Gene Ontology annotation, cellular component: endoplasmic reticulum membrane; dehydrodolichyl diphosphate synthase complex.
CCCUAACUCGAGCCCAUCAAAACCACUUCCAAGCCUCUCUUCCUUCGCCCACCUCCCUCGCCGUCAGCGCCUCACCGGCGCACUCCCCCACCCCACCCCGGCGGGCUUCGUCCGGGCAUCUCCCGUCACGCCCGCCGCCAGCGCUCUCAUCCCCUCCUCGCGUGGUGAGGGGAUUUGGUCCCAUUCUCGGUUUUGUGAUGCCAGGUUGUUGGGUUUGACAUUACAUUUAUCUGCACUGCAAAUCCUUUCUUACUACCAAUCUGGUAGCUUUGAUUAGCAAGUUUCAACUCCCAAGAUUGCGUUGCUUGAAUGGGUUGCAGGUUUGCGCCGCAUGUGUCCUGUUCAUUCAGGUAUGCAUCGAUCGCGAUGGCCAUUAAUUAAGAUUGGUUGGGCCUUAUAUGCUGCCCAUCAUGAUAAUGCACCCACCAACCAUUUACUCAAGCCUGAAGCCUCCAAUAAUUUAUAGACUUUAGUCGGUAAAACUCCUCUUAAGGUACAGUUCUAUUGUUAGGUCUCAUCAGUUGCUUAGGUCGUAUCUAGUUUAACCCGACUUUUAAUUAUAUGUGUUUAGGAAAGGAUAGCACACUUAUGUCUGAAGUCUCUAAUGGUUUCAAAACUGUAAGUGCCACGAUAUUUUUUGCCGAAAUAUGUGCCUAUUAUUGCAAAGUAAAAUGCAGAAGACAUGUUUAAUUCCAUCUGAUUGUUACGAUGGUGAACCAAAUUUUACUGGGCUUGAGCUGGCUUACCCUAUUUUCUAGCGUCUGUCUAUAGUCUAUAUUCUAGUUUAUGUGUCCUGAAGUACCCCACUCAAUCCAGCCAUGCUGUUGUUACACUUAUACCUUGCACCGUCUUAUAGCAUCAAUCAGCCUUACCAAUUUGUUUUUAUGUCGCCUCAAAAAAAUUUGUUUUUAUGCUUGCUUGUACCUUCAGAUGGAUUCACCAAAAUAAGAAUUGCAAGCCAAAAUAGCUGCAUGCCUCCUCCAGGGCAAAGAUGGUGGUCUACCGGCUGUUCAUUAGCUGGUGGAGGCAAACUUUUUCAAGCUUCUUGAGCCUCCAUAUUCUUCAAGUUUUGAUACUUUGGUCAAACAUGAUUUUAAGGCUCAUCUUAGGAUGGCUGUGGUGCCUCAUCCACAUGGCAAUCAGCCUCUUUGAUUUAUGGUCAUGCUUGAGUAAGAAACUAGAAUGCUACCUCAUUUCAUCUGAGUUGUUGUCCAAGUACCAAAUUCUACAUCUUGAGAGACUUAAGUGCUUGGGAGUGGUAGUGGAUAGCAGAGAAGCAAAGAAUGUUAUGGAGAUCAAACAGCUUUUACACUGGUUCUCCACUGUUGGAAUCAAGUAUGUAGUUCUCUAUGACAUAGAAGGAGUAAUAAAGGAAUCAAUUGAACAUGGUAUAGAAGCCUCCAGAGAUGAGAGCACAAGUAAUUUUUCAGAUGUUUGUGCAAACACCAAGAGUUCACAUUGUAGCCAUGGAGGGAUGGUUAUAGAGUGUCUUUCUGGUUCUGAUGCCAAAGAAGGCAUUGCGAAAGCAGCAAACUUACUUUAUUCAGCUUCCUGCAAAGGCUGCAACAACUAUGCACCCUAUACUCGUGGAUGUGAUAAAAUGUUUACUGUUUUUACAGAAGCUGACAUGGCUAGUGCAUUGAGAACAGUAGGUAGCGGCGGACCAGAACUUGAUCUUCUUCUUGUGUAUGGUCCAGUUAGAUGCCAUUUGGGAUUUCCUUCUUGGAGAUUACGUUACACAGAGAUAAUGCAUAUGGGACCACUGAAAUCAAUGAAAUACAGUUCCAUUGUGAAAGUCUUGUGCCAGUUCGCACAAAAACAUCAAAAUUAUGGUAAGAUUGGUAAGCUGUCUGUUGGAAGAUGUUAAGCCAUCAGAUUUUCAAAUGGCUAGUCUUUUUUACGCAACUUGUACAUAGAGCUUGUUUUGCUGUCAAACUACACAUCAAGUUUCUGUAAGUACUGCACUCUUUUAAAUUUGAGCAGAACUUUCAGACUGGGAUGAAAAUCUUGAAAUGUGAUUCAACCAACAGCUCUAUGCACGAUUUUUUUUAGAAAAGAGUUAAAUCAAAUGCCAGUCAUCUUUACUUAAAUGAUCUCUCCUGACAGCCUGUUCCUCAGGUUCGUGACGGUGGAUACUAAUGUAAAGGAGGACCGAUUUGUUGUGCAGAAGACGACCCACAGCUUCCAGAACUGACCUCCGUUUAAAAGUAAAAAUCCUGUCAUAGCGGCUAUCUGCUUUGUGCUGCCUUUUUGUAGGGUCGAAGGGAACGUCUUGUGUGGUGAAACACUGGAAGCUUCCAUGGCUUAUGGCUUAAGGCAGCAUGUGCACGUGGAGCUUGUAUUUUGUUGUAGAAAACUAAAUUAACUCCCAUAGUUUAUUGUUGUACACUAUACUACUCCCAUAGUUUUUUAUUUCACCCAAUUUGGGUUUAUUCUUCUUUUUAAUAUAAUCAACAGCUCUUCUGCCUGAUUCGUUUAAAAAAUGAAAGUUGUGUGCCAGUUAAUUU